GCCCAGUGGAGACCCGCGCGCGAUGACGUUCCCCCGCGGGCCGCUCCAGCUGCCAGCACGACUCGCCACGGCUGCUCGCGCGCUCUGACUGUCGAGAAAAAAACAAAAGAACAAUAGACGUUCUCUCUCUCCCGACCUCCUCUGACGAAUAUCUUCUCGAUCGGAAUGCCGUUGCGUUGACGUCGCGUUGCCCCUGUACACAGUCGCGUGACCUUCGUCUCUCGAGAGAAGCUAGCCCGGUACCAGUCACUCGCGUGCCUACCUCUUCCAAACGCAACCGCGAGUUAGACAGGCGCCCGCGAUGGUGGUGAGAGCUUCGCGCUGGGUGACCACGGCGCUGUGCGUCCUCUUGGGAUUUGCUGCACACGGUGGGCAGUGCCUCAAGGACGUGCGCUUCCGCGUGCAGCCUGCGGUGGUGGAGCGCGGCCGGCCGGCCUCCCUGCUCUGCGAGUACGACUUGGAAGGCGCGCCUCUGUACGCCGUCAAGUGGUACCGCGGCCGGCUCGAGUUCUUCCGCUACUCGCCGAGCGAGCGGCCCGUCUACAAGAUCUUCCCCUUCCCCGGCAUCUCAGUCGACCUGUCCUCGUCUAACGCGACGCAGGUCGUGCUGAAGUCUGUGGGGCUGAGCCUGUCUGGCAACUUCAGCUGCGAGGUGACAGCCGACGCCUCCUUCCUCACCAAGACGGUGUCCGCCACCAUGCACGUGGUUGCGCUGCCCGAGGGUCCGCCCACGCUGGUGGCGGAGCGCGAGCGCUACUACCCGGGGGACCUGCUGAGGGCCAACUGCACGGCGCCCCCGUCCAGGCCGGCGGCGCACCUCUCCUUCUACAUCAACGACGAGCCCGUCGGCAGUCGAAGACCCGACCUCAGCAUCAAGGAGCUGCCGGAGGACGAGAGCCAGUCGCCGUUCCAGCAGCGCUCCAGCGGGGCGUCGCUGCGCGCGCGCCUGCUGCCGUCCGACUUCGCGGAGGGGCGGCUGUCGCUAAAGUGCGCCGCCGAGGUGGCCGACAUCUACUUCCAGGCGGCCGAGCUCCAGCUGGGCAGCCGGCCGGAGCCCGUCCCGCAGCGCGUUACGGCUUCGAACCGCACCGCUACUGCUGCUGCUACGUCUUCUCGUGCUGACGUCACAGCUUCCCUGCUCGUGGUGGCUGCCACAGUCUACGUCGGUUUCUUCAGGUAGCCACCGGCGGCAGCACAUGCGCCUGGCAGGCAGUGAAGCCGCACGGGCUUCAAGUGAGCCACAGAGAAGAAUCCUGAAAUGUGGAAAGAUGGGAGGGAGUAAUUUGUACCUAAUGAAAUGAACAAUUUUUAUGGAAUCAGCGAUGUGUAUGAUGAAAAAGAAACUUGUAUACUGUGCUUUAAAAUUGUUUUAGUUUCAGAGGUCAUUAUGUAUGUAGAAAAUUGAUGUAUGUAGAUCCCAGUAAGUCCUUAAAUCUAUGAUAUAGGCAUUGUGUAAAUUAGUUGUUACACAAGCAAUUCGCUAUGCGUUAUUACCUUUAGAGUUUGAUGUUCGAAAAUGUGAUGCCAAGU
This is a messenger RNA of Schistocerca serialis cubense, 1530 nucleotides long. RefSeq lists its product as uncharacterized. The record is from RefSeq and is a predicted model, not a curated record. Bases 302 to 1180 code for a protein of 292 amino acids. Lineage: Eukaryota; Metazoa; Arthropoda; Insecta; Orthoptera; Acrididae. The transcript is spliced from 6 exons.